This is a messenger RNA of Nematostella vectensis (starlet sea anemone), 3518 nucleotides long. Its product is annotated as mitochondrial proton/calcium exchanger protein. Bases 164 to 2581 code for a protein of 805 amino acids. Gene Ontology annotation, cellular component: mitochondrial inner membrane. Gene Ontology annotation, molecular function: ribosome binding; calcium ion binding. Gene Ontology annotation, biological process: intracellular monoatomic cation homeostasis. The record is from RefSeq and is a predicted model, not a curated record. The transcript has 13 exons. Lineage: Eukaryota; Metazoa; Cnidaria; Anthozoa; Actiniaria; Edwardsiidae.
CUCAAGUAAAGUUAGCAGUGAAAACACUUCGCGUGCAACAAGCAUGAAAGCGGAGCACAUGGGUCGUGCUAGUAUGUAAAAGGACAGAAACCAACCAAAACAUUCACCGCCAUCUUUAUUAUUGUCCUAUGAUGGAGUCCUGUCCGUAAACAAUGGAUAAAAUAUGGGUUUGCAACAGAUCUUUGCCAUAAAUGGCUUUGCCUAUAGAAGAUGUUUUGUAGUGUCACGACAUUUUUCAACGACUUGUAACCGUGGAUUUCAGACCGUCUACGGAAGGAAUGCAAGGAGGCUGAGUAGCUUGAGCAACAAAACCAAUUGCCAUGCUCAAAGACGCGGUGCAGCGCAUAAUGGGCUUAAUUUUCCAUCAAAUAACAAGCUUGGCCAAUGGAAUAAACAUCUUCUAUCUCCAAUCCAAUUAAUUCAACUACAUAGACAUAUUAUUAGUUCUUCAAGCACAGUUUCAUUAGAUACAAGAGACGAUUUCUAUUUGCUUAAAAAUGAACAGCCAUUGCAAAAUCAGUAUAAGUUUUCAAUUUCUGAGAAGUCACCAUUUGUAUAUGCCAGGGGGGUUUCCACAUCCUCCUUUAAAUUUCUAAACAGCGUAAAUAGUAAUUUAUCUACAGUAAGUUUCUUAAGGGCUUUGCACACCUCCAAUGCAUUGUAUGAUCCACCUGAGACAUCAGCCAAGUCAAAAGAGCCUUUGAGACAAGAGGAGAAGUCCCGUGUUGAGGAGACAGUUGAGCAAAUUAAAAAGAGAAAGGAGGAAGCAAAAGAGCUAGCUUUCAAGUAUGGAUGCAGCCCAGAAGAUCUGGUAGAGUCCAAGGCAAAAGCUUUGGCACAAGCAGAGAAAAAAAGUCUUUGGGAGAAAGUGAAGCAUGAGGCUGUUCAUUAUUACAAUGGAUUCAAGUUGUUGUAUUUUGAAACAAGAAUUUCUUUAAGGUUGCUUUGGCAAGUUAUGAAUGGGAAGAGCCUGACACGCCGAGAGCGUAGGCAGUUUUUGCGGACAGUGGCAGAUAUGUUCCGUCUUGUACCAUUCCUUGUUUUCCUUGUUAUCCCCUUCAUGGAAUUCUUGCUGCCAGUUGCAGUAAAACUUUUCCCAAACAUGCUGCCCAGCACAUUUGAAGAUAAAUCUAAAAAGGAAGAAGCAAGGCGCAAAGAGCUGAAGGGUAAGAUAGAACUGGCCAAGUUCUUGCAGGACACUGUGGAAGAAAUGGCUGUUACUGCAAAACAGAAGAAGAACCAGGGGGCUGUGGUGUCUUUUGCUAACUUCUUUGAUAAGAUUCGUACGAGAGGUGAGCAACCCAGCAAUGAAGACAUCCUGAAAUUCUCCAAGCUCUUUGAAGAUGAGAUCACACUUGAUAACAUGAGCAGGGGCCAACUCAAGGCAAUCAAUGGUCUUCUGCUUCUGCCUUCCUAUGGAACAAACAACUACCUGAGAUUUCAGCUACAGAUGAAACUUCGGCAGUUGCGUACUGAUGACUUGAUGAUCAAGAAGGAGGGUGUUGACAGUUUGAAUGUCCAAGAAUUGCAGUCUGCAUGCCAGGCCAGAGGCAUGAGGGCCAUUGGUGUUCCAGAAGCCAGGCUGAGGUCACAGCUUAGACAGUGGUUGGAGCUCCAUCUAGAUGAAGAGGUUCCCAUUUCCCUGCUUCUGAUGUCCAGGGCCUUGUACCUUCCAGAGACAGUCAGCAAUGUUGACAAACUGAAGGAGACCUUGUCAAAGCUGCCAAACAAUCUGGUUGGAGAGACUGAGGUCAAAUUGGCUGAGUUGUCAGGAGAGCUGGUUGACAACAAGCUGCGUCUUGAGAUACUAAGACUAGAAGAACAAAAGAUCGCGGAGGAGAAGGAAGAAAGCAAAAAAAGGAAGCAAGAAGAAGAGGCGGAAAGAGUCAGAAAGGCCGCUGCUGAGACAAGAGAACUGUUAAUUUAUGAGGCAGAAGCGAUUGCUGUGGAUGAAGAAAUCUCCAAGAAAGAUUGGGAAUAUGUGAACAAAGCGAUUGAAAACCCUCGUGAAGUGCUCGAGAGGAUCAAAGGCGACCGCGUGGAAUAUCAAGAGGAAUUGAAAGAGCUCGAGCUUGAAGACGAGGAGAAGCUACUGACUGAAUCCCUGGGCUCCACUAGACUUGGCAAGCGUGUUGACAAGAUGAUAUCAAGCAUUGAGCAGAAGCUACAAAACCUUGAGAUGGAACUGCGGGAGUCGCCGGAGUCUACCAGAAUCGAUGCUGAUGGGGACGGAAAGAUCACGACAGACGAGCUGAUAAUUGCCCUUCAGACACUGCAGAACCACCCGAGCGAGGCCAAGUGCCGCAAGAUCGCCGAGAUGCUGGACCAAGACCACGACGGCGCUCUGGAACUCGACGAUAUCGAGACGGUUAUUGAGCUGCUUUGCAUGGAGGAUGUGGACUUGAGCCCGGAGCAAAUCGCUGAGAUAGUCCAGCUGAUAAAGCGAGAGAAUGAAAUCAAGGGGGCAUCUAAAACGACGCCCCCAAACCAACCCCCUGAACCAGAUGACGAAACGAUGGAGCAACAACCAGAAUCUGAUGAGCAACAGCCUCAAGAGAAACAGUCCUCGAAGGACCCUUAAACGACGCAACGCUUGUAAUUACAAUACAAGCUACAUUGUAUUUUUUUCCGACUUACCACCGGCAAAGUGUGCUGUAACUAGAAAAUCCAGCGCCUGAGAAUAAUAAAGUUUAUAAUUCUCAGGCGCCAUUUUCAUUUAUAUAACCUUUGAAGAAUACUUUGCCCUUCGCGGUGCUAGCUGUGUGUUUUCUUGCUGUUGUGUUUUCUUGUCAUUUUUCCGUAAUUUUGAAUUUGUUUUAUGUCGGGGUGUUUUCAACAUGAUGUUUUCAACAAACAAGUGCAAAGGCGACUUUUGUGAUAAGACAAUUAUUAUGUGGUCCAAUAAGGGUCCUCCUUGAACGGUGGAAAAAUGCUAGAAUGUUCAUUCUGAUUAAAAGUGUAAGAUAUCUAGUCAGACCGGGGAAAAUACUCAAUAAAACAGUUUCUGUGGAAGUAAAAAAAUUUUCUUGCGCUUCUCAUCAUUCGACAACUUUAACACCUUUGUUCGCUUGUACAUUGAAAUUUUCAGAAUUGAUAAAUCUAGGCGUUAUUUCUAUCUAAUAUAAUAUGCAGUUCAUAUGGAUAACAUAUUUCGGUAUUUCGGUAGACCUUCCGGUCCGACUCGAGCAACCCGUUUAGUAGGUAAUGGCAAUCGAAAUACGGUGAUCGACAGUGUUUCCAGGCAAUUGCCCUUUGUGGAAAGCGCGGAAUCAAAUAGGGUUUCUCAAAGCAUUCGAGAAAAGUAACGAAAUGCGUUUGGAAAGCUCUAGAUGUUUGAUUUCUGUUAGAGGAAUAUAGAAACUAAUGAAAAUGAUUAAUCUGGAUGUUGUGCAAUAAAAAGAUAAUGUGACAUUUUGGUAUUUGUUAAAGUAGUUUGCAAUCUUAAAUGGAAUUCUGUUUAGCAUGUUUUCGAACAUAAUGGUGGAUGUUUUUUUUAACUAUUAAAGACUAAACAACUA